CUGAAGGGUUUAUAUAGGGCUGCUAAAUUUAGGCUCCAGUGACUUGCUCAGCCUCCCCAUCCUGAACGUGUUUCCUCCUCUCCUUGCAAUUGGUUUGGUGCGUGCCCCCCAUGCCUUUAUUUAUAAUCUAGGUCCGCUCUCAGCUGCAAGUAAAGCUUUAGUUUUGUAUUGCACACAUCUUGAUGCACGCACUUCAUAGAGGAGCAGGGAGUUCAGACUUCUCUUUCGUUUUAUUUAUAGAUUUGUUUUUCUUUUACUUUUUAUGAUUAUUUUUCUAAGUUUACUGACAAUCUGUCCGAAAACUAAAAGGACAAAGCGAUGGCUCUGAGUGAAACCAUUCUUCCGUCUUUUUCAACUUUCGCAAAUCAACGAGAUAAAUGUCUUCAUCAAGAAAGGUGGAAGUGUGAUUAUGAUUCAACGUCUCCACACCACAGUUGCGAAGUGAUGCAGAACGUUGAUCUCUAUUCAAACAAGAAGGAUGAUGAAGAUCUAAAUACUGUUCUGGAAUUUGUGCUGUCGAUGGGGCCUGAUAAAACUGUCCAUGCCUGUGAAGAAUAUCUAAUGAAUUCACCUGAAUCUUGCACUUAUUACCAAACAACCCCUUCUCCUGGGAGCUAUAGUACAGACCACAGUCCCCCACCUUACAGUUCUGGCCUCAUGACAGAAUUAAUGAGGUCUGAUAUGGACAACUUUUGUCAUCCCAACACUGUCCAAGGAAGAUUUUUUGUUUCUUCAACCUUCGAGUUUCCAGAAAACAUCAAAACUGAACCUAGUAUGGACUCUUACGGACCUGUUAUGGGUAUGGUACCUCAGACAUGCUCAAAGAUAAAGCAGGAAGGUAGUGCUGCAUGCAUGAUGGCAUAUGACCAACCAAGACUAGCCAAUUCUCCUCAGAUGGGUGGCACAGACACCCCACCGUUGAGCCCAGAUGACCUGAUGACAGAGUGCCAGUCCCAACUGAUGUGCCACCCUAGUCUGUCAUAUCCUCAUAGCUACCCUCCACAUGCUACUGGCUUUCACCAUCAGCCUAAUCUUCAGUUUCAAAGUGCUUCACAGUAUGGAAUGUUUGAGGACAAUCUAAACAUGCCACCUGCUGCCUCUAGGGGUGUGAUGACACCUCCAUGUUCACCUUUGGAAAUUCUAGAUGUGAAACCCAAAAGGGGACGAAGAUCUUGGCCCAGAAAGAGAACAGCUACACAUACUUGUUCAUAUGCUGGUUGUGGAAAGACAUACACCAAGAGCUCCCAUUUGAAAGCCCACCUAAGGACACACACAGGUGAGAAACCUUAUCACUGCAACUGGGAAGGAUGUGGCUGGAAAUUUGCCCGGUCAGAUGAACUAACUCGCCACUUCCGCAAGCACACUGGUCACCGGCCAUUCCAAUGUCAUCUGUGCGAUAGAGCAUUCUCCAGAUCAGACCACCUAGCUCUGCAUAUGAAAAGGCACAUGUGAAAUGAUCAGACUUUUUUUUUUUUUUUUUUUUUUUUGUCUUGGGUUAGGGGUGGGUUUUGUUGACCUGUAAUGGUCACACAGACUGCUACUAGUCUCUGCAUCCCCUUGGAAAGGAGUGGGGGAAAAAGAGACAUUAGCUGGUACUGCACGGUGUGGGAUGUGACCUUGUGGAGCUUCAAAGAAGGGGGGGGGGGAACUUGAUAACAGGCUGGACCUAUAACUUGAACUUGUACAAUAACUGGAAUGUCUCUAGUAUAGUGUUUAUGCUGUUUUGUAGAACCUGUCAAGUGCUAGAAGAACAAAGUAUUUUCCAAUGUUAACACUUUGCUUACCUGUGUGGCAGCAAAACGCAUUUUAUAAGGGCAUUGACUGUUACAAGAAGUAGAGGAAAGACUUAAAACCUUCCAUUAACCAUGGCGCAUUAUAAUGUAGGAUAUCACCACCCACCUAGACAUCCCUUCUUAAAUUUCUUUCUGUAGUUAAUGCAGAUACUGUCCCCAGCUCUGUGACUGGAAUAUGCACUUCUUUCUCUUAAAAAUGGAUUUGCUGGGGUGUUUGGGUAUUUCUUCUUCUUUUGAAUCAUGAUUGUAUAAAAUAAAGUUUGGUGAUAUUCUGCUUUAAUUCAUGUUGCUACAUAACAUGGUUCAGUUCUCUACAUUCCGUUGUUUUAUUGCUAGAUUGUAAUGGUCUCAGGACCCCUGACAAUGUUUGUAUGAAACUGCCUUAUUAUUGACUCCUGCCUUUUGACUGGAUAAUUUAGUUGAAUAUCCUAAACUUUUGUAGCUAUGCAAAUAGCAUAAGGGGGGGGAAGUUAUUUUUCUGAGCUCUAUUUUUAUAUAGUGUUUGACAUUACACUCUAAAAUACUGCAGGGCUAGAUGUCUUGCAAAAUAACCUUUUUAUAUUAUAUGUAUUUAUAUAUAAUUAUAUAUUUGUAAAUAGUUUUGUACAAUGAAAAUAUUGUAUUUAUGUAAAUACGACGACCACAAAUGGCAUUGUAAUUUUUUUUUUGUUGUGUUUUGCCCCUUUUUUCUUGUGAAAAAGGAAAUGGACAAUUUUUUUUCUCAAAGUGAAAAAAAUAAAAACCUAUUUAAAAAAACAAA
This is a messenger RNA of Bombina bombina (fire-bellied toad), 2553 nucleotides long. It is a transcript of the gene KLF2, whose product is annotated as KLF transcription factor 2. The coding region runs from base 319 to 1452 and encodes 377 amino acids. Gene Ontology annotation, biological process: regulation of transcription by RNA polymerase II. Gene Ontology annotation, molecular function: RNA polymerase II cis-regulatory region sequence-specific DNA binding; DNA-binding transcription factor activity, RNA polymerase II-specific. Lineage: Eukaryota; Metazoa; Chordata; Amphibia; Anura; Bombinatoridae. The record is from RefSeq and is a predicted model, not a curated record. The transcript is spliced from 3 exons.